Messenger RNA from Protopolystoma xenopodis, 309 nucleotides. The record is from the annotation of a GenBank genome assembly. Lineage: Eukaryota; Metazoa; Platyhelminthes; Monogenea; Polystomatidea; Polystomatidae.
AUGUCCAUAAGUAACCCUGGUUCGGAUGAUGAGAUGCAAGCUUGCACUCAUGCCUGUCAGGUUACAAAGCCACGAGUCGUAACCAGUCAGUCUAGGGUCAUUGAAGUUAAACGACCCUUUGGACGGCGGCUCAACCACCUCCAUCUCUUUAGACAAGCCUCGUCUCACCCGAAACGAGGGGGUAUGCCUCGUGAGCGCCACAGACCGGAACGCCAAACUGGAGCCAAGCGGCUACAGACGAGUUGGGUCGCCUUCUUUUGGACAAGCAUGAGUAGUUCUACCUCAACCUUCUGCCAACGUAUUCCCUAA